CUGAACCUAGGAGCAGCUCAACAACCAGGAAGCUUCACAGCUUCAGCUGCAGUCGCUCCACUCAGACCUGUUUGUUCCGCUGCAGCCAAAGAUCGCCGCUGUCUCGCAGUGGCGUUAUUAAUAUCGCUGUGUUUUAUGGCAUAAUGAGGGCAGCAGCAGAGCUUUAACAAAGUGAGAGGCUGUGACUGAAGAGCAGAAAGCAUCAUGGGGACCCAGGAGAUGACCUCUUCGCUCUGGGACAGAGUUGUUUCGUGCUGCUGUUGCUGCUGUAACUCCUGCAAGAAGGAGCAGGAGGAGAAACCUGACCAGAACAAAACGAUCACAGUUUUGAGGAACCCAAUGACCAGGGGUCCCGAAGAUCCCCCUGAAAACAGACCUUUACCUUCACCUCCAAAGUCGGAGCGCUACAUCGCCCUGUUUGAUUACGCCGCUCGUACCGAGAACGACCUGACCUUUAACACCGGGGACCUCCUGGAGGUCCUGGACACCAGCGCCGGGGAGUGGUGGAUCGCCAGAGCCGUGACCGGGAUCUCAAUCGACAAACGGGGAUACAUCCCGGCCAACUACGUGGCCCCUGUGGAGAGCAUUGAUGCUGAACCAUGGUAUUUCCCAGACACCAAGCGACUGGAUGCAGAGAAGUUGCUGCAGGCUGAAGGGAACCUGGAAGGAGCAUUCCUCGUUAGAAACUCUGAAAGUCUAAAAGGAGAGUACUCCCUCUCAGUUUUGCACCAAGGGAGAGUGAAACAUUACAAGCUCCAGAAACUGGAUAAUGGCCACUACUACGUGUCAAAGACCAAAUCCUUCCCAACGCUGAAGGAAUUGGUGGAGUAUUACUCCAGACAGAGUGAUGGGCUGUGUGUGCUUCUGGGCGAGCCAUGCAGGAAGAUGGAGGCUCCACAGACCUACGGUCUCUCCUACAACACGGUGGAUCAGUGGGAGAUUCCUCGCAACUCUAUCAAACUGAUGGACAAGCUGGGCGCCGGACAGUUUGGAGAAGUCUAUAAGGGGAUGUGGAAUGAAACCACGGAAGUCGCUGUUAAGACCCUCAAACCUGGUACGAUGGACCCUGAAGAUUUCCUGGCAGAGGCUCAGCUCAUGAAGAGACUCCGGCACCCCAAGCUGAUCCAGCUCUAUGCUGUGUGUACCAUGGAGGAGCCCAUCUACAUCAUCACCGAGCUGAUGAAGCACGGCAGCCUGCUGGAGUACCUUCGAAAGGAUAAGGGGAACAAUCUGCGUAUCCAGGACCAAAUUGAAAUGGCAGCCCAGAUUGCGUCUGGCAUGGCUUACCUGGAGCAGCAGAACUACAUCCACAGAGACCUUGCUGCCAGGAACGUCCUGGUGGGAGAGAAUAACAUCUGCAAAGUGGCAGACUUCGGCCUGGCCAGGGUUUUUAUGAAAGAAAGUGAGAGUGUGUAUGAGGCCAGGGACGGGGGCAAGUUUCCUGUGAAGUGGACCGCUCCAGAGGCCAUCCAUAACAACAAGUUCUCCAUCAAAUCAGACGUUUGGUCCUUUGGGAUCUUGCUGUAUGAGAUCAUGACAUUCGGCCAGAUGCCUUACCCAACCAUGACAAACAUUCAGGCGGUCCAGUGGCUUUCUAGAGGCAACAGGCUGGCCUGCCCCCCCAGGUGCCCGAAGCCAAUGCAUCUCCUCAUGAUGGACUGUUGGAACGAGAAGGAACUCGACCGGCCCACGUUUGAGACUCUGCAGUGGCAGCUGGAGGAUUACUUUGACAUGGAUAUGAACUCUUACGAUGAGAGCUACCGCUAUUAGAGCAAAAAAACAAAACUUGUUUGACUUUUAAUGAAGGAUUAAAAAAAGCACGACUAGAAAGACUAAUUCAUAAUCACUCGAUUCAGCAACGAUUCUGUCAAAUCCCUCCUAAUCUGCUCAGUUGAAGGAUUUAAUUACCAAGCAGAGACGCUGCACUUUCGGGUGGCCAGUGUAUCUGUUGAACCUGAUUCACACCUGACUGGGAGAGGCGCCGUUUAGAACGACUAUCCAUCCAUCUCGCUCAUCCGGUCCUGCUGGUUUCAUCCAUUCCUCUCAUUCUGUCCUCCUGCUGAACUGAAGCAGGAGGUCACUUGGGAUAAGCACCUGAAAGCUCUUUGUUUUAAGUCUUUGUUUCAUGAUCUUUUAACAUAUGCUUUAACUUCAACCGAAACGAUAUUUUAUAUUUAAUGUUUGUGUCAGCUAGACGUCAACAUGUUGCUUUCCUGAGAAUCUGAGAAUUGUAGAUUAUUUCCAUCCCUGGCAGCUUUGUUAAAGCUCCCAGUUGUCUGCUUUCACACUGUCUCCCUGCAUCAUAAUGACUCGUCAAACACUCAGGAGUUUCAGACUGGACUCUUCGUCGUGUCGAGUCUCUGGCUGCUCUCAGACCUGUUGGAGGACGGGAUUCCUGGUUUCUUCUCUGAACAAGUAGAUCCUGUUUAACAUCACUGCCUGACACUUUUAACACUAUUCUAACUGUUCUAAAGAAAUUCCUGUUGGUUGUAUAUUCUAACCACUAAAGUGUUUAUAGAAUUUAGCUGAUUUUAACUUAUCCUUAUGCCCAACGUAAUUAAAACAAAUGUUAUUUAUGAUGACGUGGUUGGCUUGUUGGUGUCGAUUUAUCUGAAGUGAUCGUUGAACAAUGGCAUUUAUCAGUCGCUGCAUUCAAAUGUCUCAUAGAAUUGGACCAAUAAUUUGGCCAAAUAUCAGAAUCAAUUUCCAGAAAGCUGGAGAGAAAAUGACUGGGGCACGAAGGGAACUAAAAAAAUGAAUAUGUUUUUUUAAUUACAAUUUUUUAACUCAUUUUCUCACAGACUCUAAUCUGUUCUAUUACAUGGUUAAUAUGUCAGUGGAUUCAGAACCACUGAAUAUUCUGGAGUGACCAGCUGAAGAAUUUUUACUUUUACUUAUUUUGCUUCUGAGACAGUUAUCUUGGGUAACCAUGGCAACAAGACAUUGUUUUUAUAAACGAAAACACCUGAUUAGGUUCUUAAAAGCUCAAAUAAUACCUGAACUAUUAUCCCAAAUCUCAGGAGUUGAACAGGAAGCUGCUGAGAGGCAGAAGUUCAAACCGUCUCAUCCGUCCAUCAUAACGGAUGGAUGGAUCACAUCUCUGGCUCCAACAUCUUUCUUACCAGACAGAUUUAAAGAUGAUCAGAACUGUUAAGAACUGAUGAUGUCAUCCAGGACAUGUUUCUGUGGAAUAUUAUUUCUGCUGCUGGGAAACUGAGCUGUUACCAUGACGGUCACAAGGCUGUAGUACAAUGAUUUUCAGUUAGAGGCUUCCUCAGAUUGGUUGCAACACUGACUAUUAGAAAUCUUUGACGAUGAUUGAAUAUUGUGGUGUUCCAGACAAAGAAAUAAUUGAACCUUUGGAUUAAGAUUGUUAGACACUUUUGGUCUGAUUAUGCUAAUAUGUGUUGGAGGCUGUUUGGUUGUAAAAUCUGAAGAUAAAAGAAAUAUAACAAUUCACCGUUGGCGGCGCUCUUGCUGUGCACAAGAGAGGUGAGCUGAACCUGUGAAGAAGAAGAGGUUUUCCCUGUUCAAAAAUAAAACGUUGCCAUGUGCUUCUUCCAGUUA
Molecule: messenger RNA, 3567 nt
Organism: Xiphophorus couchianus (Monterrey platyfish)
Lineage: Eukaryota; Metazoa; Chordata; Actinopteri; Cyprinodontiformes; Poeciliidae
Gene: frk
Product: fyn-related Src family tyrosine kinase
Exons: 8
Coding region: 205-1770 (521 amino acids)
Biological process (GO): protein phosphorylation
Molecular function (GO): protein binding; protein tyrosine kinase activity; ATP binding
Source: RefSeq, a predicted model, not a curated record